AUGACUACCGCUACCACGGCGACGUUCCACCCAUUUCCACACCUCCCCGCCGAGCUCCGCACUCGCAUCUGGGAGCUGACCGUCGAACCCCGUAUCGUAGAGGUCCGCGUGUUGUACGAUCAACCAAACCCUACUUACGUCGACGGAUUCGAGCCACCAGUCAAGUCGCCACCGCAGAUGCGCUACCUAUACUCGCUUACCCCAGUCCCGGCCCAGCUGCAAACUUGCCGUGAGGCCCGCGAACACCUCACCACAUGUCCCUAUUCCGCAUAUCGAUUCGAGAAGGCCUUUUCCGAGAUCGGUACAGUACCCCAAAACGGGACUGACCCUGUGCGCUACGUCUGGUUCAACUUCGAUAAAGACAUGCUCUCCGUUGGAAGGACAGAUUUACGCGAAUUCCGGGCUGUAGCCCACCAGAUUAACCGGCUACGACUUCGGCCAGUGCUCCCAGACGAUUGGUAUUCCAGCGCGGAGCCGUUGUCAAUCGACAGGUGGUUCAGAAAUCUUACCGAGGUCCACCUAGUCUGUUUAGAGGGCAUUGCGUUGGGCUACUUGACGACUUUAGAUUCCGACUUCCCCUGUCGUCCCGAGAAUGUGUAUUUUGUUGACCCAGAAGCGAAGGGCGUGACGAUGAUGAACAGUAGCGACUUGAAAGAUAUGAUUUUCAGAGAUGAUUGGUGGGUUUCAUGGCCAGCAGAACAGAUUUAA
This is a messenger RNA of Colletotrichum truncatum, 708 nucleotides long. RefSeq lists its product as uncharacterized. NCBI's taxonomy places the organism in Eukaryota, Fungi, Ascomycota, Sordariomycetes, Glomerellales, Glomerellaceae. The record is from RefSeq and is a predicted model, not a curated record.